Camellia sinensis is the source of this 1257-nucleotide messenger RNA. NCBI's taxonomy places the organism in Eukaryota, Viridiplantae, Streptophyta, Magnoliopsida, Ericales, Theaceae. The record is from RefSeq and is a predicted model, not a curated record.
AUGUGGAACGGUGAAUGUAGCAAUCUGCAUCGAAAUAAUGAUGCUUACAUAAUCGAGCAAGCAGAAGAUCAAGAGGACCAACAGAAUGAUGUAAUCGUUGAAGCAGCGCGACAAACAAUGGAAUAUUACGUAAAGUACAUGGACAAGAUCCCAUGUCGAACUUCAAUUUUAACCGGUCAUGCAUGGAUUGAAGAAUUAUUUGAUGGACACUUGGGUAGGGGUGAAGAAAAUUUGCAUAUGCCUCUGUAUGUGUCUAAAGCGUUAUGUCAUACAUUACGACGAGAUUUUGGUUUACGGGUACCUAAAAGACCUCAUGGAUUACACAUUGAAGAAAGUGUUGCCAUGUUCAUACAUACCUUGGCUGGCUACCAAAAUCGAAGCAUUCAAGAGCAGUUUCAGCACUCGGGAGAAACGGUUUCUCGACAUUUUCAAGCAGUAUUGGAUGCAAUGAAAUUGUUCACAGAACAGCAUUGUAAGCCCACCAGAGCUCAAACUAGUAGGCAUCCCAAAUUGCGUUCAAGAGGCAAAUACAUACCGUUCAAGAAUUGUAUAGGUGCGUUGGAUGAAACUCACGUAGAAGCUGUGUUGCCUGUCCGUGAUGCAGCCACAUAUUACGGUCGAAAAGGGUAUCCAACCCAAAAUAUACUAGCUGUGGCAGACUUUGACAUGUGCUUCAUUUUUAUUUCCUGCGGCUGGGAUAGAAGCAUGCAUGAUAGUCGCAUCUUUAAGGAAGUAAUUGAAAAUCAGCGUGUACCGUUUCCGCACCCACAAGAAGGUAAAUAUUACCUUGUGGAUGCGGGAUAUCCAAACAAGAAAGGGUACCUGGCACCAUUCAAAGGGUCUCGGUAUCAUCAAGCACAAUUUUGGGAACAUGGACAACCCGAUAACCCGAGAGAAAUGUUUAACGAAGCGCAUGCAUCACUACGGAGUGUAGUGGAAAGGACUUUUGGAGUGUGGAAAUCUCGGUGGAAGUUCCUGCACAACAUGCCAGACUAUGAUUUUGCGACGGUGCAAGUGCCGUUGGUCGGUGCAUCAAUGGCCUUACACAAUUUUAUUCGUAGACACGAGAUAGCUGCCUUAGGCAACGACAGACAAUAUUUUGUUUCAUCCGCCCCGAAUGACAUGCCCGACGUUCACGCUGGCGGACAAAAUCUCGAUGAUGGGCUCAUGGUUGGGGAUACAGAUGUGGAUAUGGCAAGAGUUCGUGUUCGCAUACGCGACCAUUUGUUUUAUAUACGCAGGUUGGGACUAUUGUGA